Conger conger (European conger) is the source of this 4435-nucleotide messenger RNA. RefSeq names its product tweety family member 2 (gene ttyh2). Gene Ontology annotation, molecular function: volume-sensitive chloride channel activity; intracellularly calcium-gated chloride channel activity. NCBI's taxonomy places the organism in Eukaryota, Metazoa, Chordata, Actinopteri, Anguilliformes, Congridae. The coding region runs from base 330 to 1934 and encodes 534 amino acids. The transcript is spliced from 14 exons. Gene Ontology annotation, cellular component: plasma membrane. The record is from RefSeq and is a predicted model, not a curated record.
GAGGAGCGUAUAGGAGCGGAGUGGGUGGACGAUUUGACAAGUAGAAGGAUGGCUGUUGUCGAAACGAAGCAAUGGGGGUAUCGGAAUAACUAGUUAAUUUUCUCCCGUGCUGCAUUCCCCGGACAUAAGUAAUUAGCCUGCUUCCGCGUUCUUUCUGCAAAAUUGUCUAUACUUAGCAAGCUAGCAAGGUUUUAAGCUAAAUGCAUUGUUUUGUUUGAAUGGUUACGGACGGGGCUUGCUGGGGGAACUGUGCUACGCGUUGGCUGCCUUCAACAGACCGGGGGGCGAAAAAGAAAAGUCCGUAGCUAGCUGCACUCGCCGAAACAGGGAUGUCUACCGCACGGGUGGACUACAUCGCGCCUUGGUGGACUUACUGGCUACACAAUUUCCCCCACAUCAAUCUGAGGUUCCAGCCGGUGGACAACACCUUCCGACCGCAGGAGGAGAACUAUCAGCAGUCGCUGAUGUUCCUGGCCUGUGUGGCAGCGGCGGGGCUGGGGCUGAACCUGCUCUUCCUGGCCAUCUACCUGAGCUGCCUGUGCUGCUGCCGGAAGGAGGAGGAGGAGGAGAGCAAGAGGCCCAACUCCUGCUGCGUCACCUGGGCCGCGGUCACGGCCGGGCUGCUCAGCUGCGUCGCGGUGGGCGUCGGUUUCUACGGAAACAGCGAGACCAACGACGGCGUGUAUCAGCUGACCUACUCCCUGUACAACGCCAAUCACACGCUGGGAGGCGUGGACAGCCUGGUGUCGGGCACCAUGGGCAGCAUGCAGAGCGGGCUGAAGCAGCACCUCUCUCGGCUGGACGAGAUCUUCGCCACGCGCGGGGACUACGUGCAGACGCUGCGCUUCAUGCAGCAAAUGGCCGACAGCAUCAUCAAGCAGCUGCUCGGCCUGCCCGACUGGGACCACACCCAGGUGGACCUGGCGGCCAUCGCCCAGCAGACCAGCCAGGUGGAGUACUACAGGUGGCUCACUUACUUGCUGCUGCUCAUCCUGGACCUGGUGAUCUGCCUGAUGGCUUGCCUUGGACUGGCCAAGCAGUCUCGGUGGCUGCUGACCACGAUGAUGGUGUUCGGGGUGCUGACUUUGAUCCUGAGCUGGGCGUCGCUAGGUGCCGACACUGCCACCGCUGUGGGCACCAGCGAUUUCUGUGUGUCCCCGGACAAGUUCCUCAUGAACCAGACCAAGGGCUUCAUCAGUUCUGAUAUUGUGCAUUACUACCUGUACUGCAGCCAGAGUCUGCCCAACCCCUUCCAGCAGUCUCUGACCAUAUUCCAGAGGUCUCUGACCACCAUGCAGAUCCAAAUCCAGGGCCUGCUGCAGUUCGCCGUGCCGCUGUUCCCCAGUGCUGAGAGGGACUUGCUGAGCAUUCAGAACCUGCUCAACUCCUCCGAGGCCAGUUUGCACCAGCUAACCGCCCUGCUGGACUGCCGCAGUCUACACAAGGACUACCUGGACGCUCUGAUAGGGGUGUGCUAUGACGGGGUGGAGGGUCUGCUGUACCUCUGUCUGUUCUCCCUGCUGGCCGCCUGUGCCUUCUGCACCAUGCUGUGUGCCACCUCCCGAGCCUGGAGACACAUCACCAGCCGGGAGCGGGACUACGAUGACAUCGAUGAGGAGGACCCCUUCAACCCCCAGGCCCGGCGCAUCGCCGCACACAACCCAAACCGCGCCAACAUGCACAGCUUCUGCAGCUACAGCAGCAGCCUGGGCAGCCAGACCAGCCUGCACCCCCCUGCACAGGCCGUCUCCAACGCCCCGGUGUCUGAGUACAUGAACCAGUCUGUUCUUUUUGGGGGGAACCCUCGGUACGAGAACGUGCCCCUCAUCGGUAGAGGCUCUCCUCCACCCUCGUACUCCCCCAGCAUGAGAGCCACCUACCUGUCCAUGACUGAGGACCAGAUCAGACACUUCGGGAAUGAUUUCCAGGCGUAGACAUCCUCCUCUUCCUCUACCUCCUCCUCCUCCUCCCCCGCCCCUCCAUCCCUCCAUCCAAGAGGGGCGACACAAGCAACCACCUCCAGCGCUCAUUGUUCACCGACCUUUGACCUUGACUUUCACCAGGGGAAGCUGGGGUCGUGUCCGCUGGAGAUAUGGCCCAAAGCGCAGUGUUGAAAGCACCCCCCCCCCCCCCCCACCCUCAAAGCACACCCUCAGAGCCAAGAUUCAAACUGACAAAAAAAGUCAAUCUGACAUUUCAAACAGCGGUCACAGCCAACUGUAUAUACAGCUGUUCAGCGUCCCUCCGUUUCAAAGGGUGCUGGGGAACGGGAAUAGCCGUGCUGGCACCGGUCAUCCUAACAGGUUAGGUAGAAGUCGGGUAGUCUUCCUGAGAGCAGAAUCCUCAGGAAAAAGUUUUUUGGUCUUUUUUUUUUUUUCUUCCCUGCGUGUCACAGACCGGGUAGCAAGGGGGUAGUGUGUCACCGUAGUGGAAUGAAACCGGACUUUUGCCCACACACCUAGUAGCUAUCUUUUUUUUCAAGCCAAAACAACUUUCUAAACAAAAACAAACUCAAGAACAUUGAAGCUUUGAGAAAUUUCUACUGCCUUUAAUAAGUUUGCAGUGACUUCCGUGUCCUUUGGUAGUGAAACACUGUAACGCCUUUUUCGGUCCUCCGUCAAUAAUAACUCUUUUUCGUUUGAUUUGUGGCGAAUAAUAAAAAAAAAAAAUAAUAAUAAUUACGAAAAAAGAAAACUAACCAACGUUCUGUGACUCCUUCAAAUAAGUGACUGUUGGAGACAGGAGAAGCCUCCUCUCGCGAGUGUGCGGACACUUCCACGGGAGGGUCUUUGGGGCGCGGCAUCUGGAGUCCGUACCCCGCGAAAGCAUGUCGUCUGUGCCUCUGUGUCCACGCCCCGUCCCCUUUCUCCCUGUUAAACUAACUAGCUCUGUGACUGUUAGAAUUUUAUACUUUGUACACGUCUGUAUCCAAAGGUGUUUUUGACUCGUUUCUCGGUGAGCGUUUGAUUGUUUGUUUGUUUGUUUGUUUAAUACUCAGUGGGCUGUUACACUGGGCGAACGUUGCAUUUACAAAGCAUGAUUGUUCCUUAAGGGUGUUCACUGGUGAGGUUGGCACUAGAGUGGGACAGGCACGUGAAAGGGGCGGGGAGGUUCUCUUAGCGCAGAGCAUUACGCUCCAGACGAACAGGCCAAUCGCAGUACAGUUACUGUGCUGAACAGAACCAUUAUUCCAUUCAUCAGCCGCUGGUAGCCGUAGCUCCCUUGAAAGCACCAAGACGCUGCACACUGUGUUCCCCUGCAGCUGGGCCGGGGCAGGAAACAAAGCCAUUGUCACGCCACGCUGAAAAGUCUUCCAAACACCCUCCCCUGUACCGGUCCACCAUUCCCCAGGGCUGGUCUCUGUCCCUCUGCCACGGCUGAAGGGAGACGCCCUCCGAUUCGCUGCCUCGUUAUCAAUAUUCAUGAGUGGGGUGUGGUCUGUGGAGAAAUUCCACCGCUGCAACAGAAGCAGUAUUCUGUUCUAGAGUGUGUGGGAUAUCUGUGGUACCCCGUUCAUUCUGUCCUAGAGUACGUGGGAUAUCUGUGGUACCCCUUUCAUUCUGUUCUAGAGUGCGUGGGAUAUCUGUGGUACCCCUUUCAUUCUGUUCUAGAGUGCGUGGGACAUCUGUGGUAGCCCAUUCUCAAUGGCCAUUUAUAUUACCUUUGGAAAGUCAGACACAAGCUUGUGCAUUACGGAGCCUUUCUGAGCCAGUUUACCUGCUCUUUAAUAAAUUAAUAAAUAAAUAAAUAAAACUCUUCUGAGCCCUGUGCAGUGUGAUUAUGUCAUUUCAUUUUUAUUUUUCAUGUCUCUUGGGAGUGUCAGUUCCUCAAGCUGGUUUGGAAGCUGAAACGAUGCCUGUCGUCCCAUCUUGACCUGCAGUCAUUGUAUCCUAACGGCAAGACAACAUUGUGUGUCUUUUUUUUGUCUUGUUUUUGGGUUUGCUUAGUUUUUGCCGCACUGACGGGGUGAGAGCUGUGAGUUUUUGAGCCUUCGUUCCAGGGGCUUGGACCCUGGUGCGGCCGUACAUGUUCACCCUGACUCUCCCCUGACAAAUGUGGGCUUUUCUGGUGGGACAGACAAGACAGACAAGACAGGCUGACACCAGGCCAGUCCCACCCUGACAGGGAUUCCUAAUAUUACUAACACGUCUUCCAUUUGGGGGGGGGGGAAGGGGGAGGAAUGUGCCACCCACAAAAUUCCGAUUAACAAAAGUUUUAAAAUGAUUGAUUAUUAUGUAGGCUUUUUUCUUUUCUUUUUUUUUUUUUUUGGUUUGUUUUAUUCUGUUUCAAAUGUUUGGUUCUCCAGUGCAUGUAAGGUUGUGUCAGUGUGGCUCUGUCUACAGCCAUUGAGAAUGGUGCUUGGUUUCUAUGUAUAAUACUGUACCCCCGUACAGAAGGGGAAUACAUCAUAAUAAUAAAGUACUUUUAAAUAGCA